Andrographis paniculata is the source of this 1259-nucleotide messenger RNA. RefSeq lists its product as uncharacterized. Gene Ontology annotation, biological process: spliceosomal complex assembly. The transcript is spliced from 7 exons. Gene Ontology annotation, cellular component: catalytic step 2 spliceosome; U2 snRNP; U2-type prespliceosome. Lineage: Eukaryota; Viridiplantae; Streptophyta; Magnoliopsida; Lamiales; Acanthaceae. Gene Ontology annotation, molecular function: zinc ion binding; nucleic acid binding. Bases 45 to 1055 code for a protein of 336 amino acids. The record is from RefSeq and is a predicted model, not a curated record.
UUUCGGCGUUGUUGCUCUGUGCGAAGAUAACCGGUGCAGCUGCAAUGGACCGAGAGUGGGGUUCGAAGCCUGGAAGUGGAGGCGCUGCCUCAGCUCAGAAUGAAGCCAUCGACCGCCGCGAACGGCUGAGGCGGCUUGCACUGGAAACAAUCGAUUUAGCUAAGGAUCCCUAUUUCAUGCGCAACCAUUUGGGAAGCUACGAGUGUAAGCUCUGUUUGACAUUGCACAAUAAUGAGGGGAAUUACUUGGCGCACACACAGGGAAAACGCCAUCAGACUAACUUGGCUAAGCGAGCGGCUCGUGAAGCUAAAGAAGCUCCUGCACAGCCACAGCCUCAUAAGCGCAAAGUUAAUCUUAAGAAAAUUGUUAAAAUUGGCAGACCUGGAUACCGUGUGACUAAGCAAUUUGAUGCAGAGACCAAACAAAGGUCACUACUUUUCCAGAUUGAAUAUCCGGAGAUUGAAGACAAUACAAAGCCAAGGCAUCGCUUUAUGUCAUCAUUUGAGCAGAGAGUUCAGCCAUUUGACAAAAGAUACCAAUAUCUUUUGUUUGCUGCUGAACCGUACGAAAUAAUAUCAUUUAAGGUUCCGAGUACUGAGAUUGAUAAAUCAACUCCGAAGUUCUUCUCCCACUGGGAUCCAGACUCAAAGAUGUUCACUUUGCAGUUAUAUUUCAAGGCAAAGCCACCCGAGGGAAGUAAGCCUCAACCUCCUCCGGCAGCUAAUGGGACAACUGCUCCUGGUGCCCCGCCCAGAUCUUUGCCUCCUCCUCCUCCACCUCCACAAGGACCACCCCCUCCUGGACCACCACCUACUGGAAAUCCACCUAGGCCUCCAUCAUCAAUGCCCGGAUCUAUACCUCCCCCACCCCCUAUGGGUAACGGACCAAGGCCUAUGCCUCCAGGUGGAAAUUUGCCUGCACCACCACCUCCAGCUGGCAGUGGUGCGAUGGCUAAUUUUACCCCGGGUGCGCAAAUGGGUAGGCCUCCUCCUCAGGGGUUUCCUGGGAGCCAGCAGGGGUUCUACCCACCCCCUCCCCCACCGAAUAUGGGUUGACUCUUCACUUCCAGAAAUAGAUGUCUUGAGUAUCAUGCUACCUUGUUUAAACUAUAGAAUCUACAAAAUGGAUGAGUUGGGGUUUGUAGGGGCAAGUGUAUGUUUUGGUUGAAAUCAACAAGAUUUCUUGCUUUUUAUCGCUAUUUCUGUGUUGGAAGUUGCAGUGACAAUUAUUAUUCUCAAAUGAAAUGUAUUUUUCCUUGA